UUUUCUCUACGUCACUACCGGCGUGACGGGACGCCAGGAAGAACAGAGUGUGCGCCUCUCGAUGAAUGAAACAUAACGGCAAACUUCAUUCACUCAUUCAGCGUUUCGACCAAAUUGUACAGUGUUUGCCUAGCAUUACGCGUUAGCUUGUUCUUCCAGGUGUAUGUGUGCACGUUUGUUACUGUAGCUGGAAGUAUUUGCUUGAAAGCGUGUGCACUUGUCUGGGCUUGUGCAUACCCAACUCCAGCUGCAGCAGAGUGUGUGUGUGUGUGUGUAUGUGUGUGAAGAGCCAUGUCAGUAUCGGUGAUCAUAAAGUGGGGAGGUCAGGAGUACUCCAUCAGUUCUCUGUCUGAAGAGGACACAGUGAUGGACCUGAAACAGUCCAUUAAGACCUUGACGGGGGUGCUGCCAGAGAGACAGAAACUACUUGGGCUCAAGGUCAAAGGUAAACCUGCAGAGGAUGAGGUGAAGCUGGGAUCUCUGAAGCUGAAGCCUAACACUAAGAUCAUGAUGAUGGGUACCAGAGAGGAGAGUCUGGAAGAGGUUUUAGCCCCACCCCCAGAGAACGAUGACGUGGUCAAUGAUUUUGACAUCGAGGAGGAGGUCGUUGAAGUGGAGAACAGAGAGGAGAACCUGGCUAAAAUAGCCCGCAGAGUCAAAGACUAUAAGGUGGAGGAGCUGAACCCUCCCAGAGAAGGAAAGAGGCUUCUGGUACUGGAUGUGGACUAUACGCUGUUCGAUCACAAGUCAUGUGCAGAAACGGGUCAGGAGCUGAUGAGACCAUAUCUUCACGAGUUUCUGACAUCAGCCUACGAGGACUAUGACAUUGUCAUCUGGUCUGCUACAAGUAUGAAGUGGAUUGAUGCCAAAAUGAAAGAGCUGGGAGUGACUGACAACCCUAACUACAAGAUUACGUUCAUGUUGGACAGUGCAGCAAUGAUCACAGUACAUACCCCUAAGAGAGGGGUUGUGGAGUGUGUUUUAUGGCAUGCACUUAUCCAGGUGAAGCCCCUGGGUGUGAUAUGGGGGAAGUAUGGAGAAUUUUACAACAGAAAGAACACUAUUAUGUUUGAUGACAUUGGACGAAACUUCCUCAUGAACCCACAGAACGGAUUAAAGAUCCGACCCUUCAUGAAGGCCCAUCUUAACAGGGAGAAGGACAGGGAGCUGUAUAAACUGGCUCAGUACCUCAAAGAGAUCGCCAAGCUUGAUGACUUCAGCGGACUCAACCACAAACACUGGGAGAGGUACCUAUCCAAGAAGCAGCACCACUGAGGAGGGCCCGCAUCCUCUGCAAAGACUCGGGCUGGAUGCUACCAUCCCAUCAUUAAAUUCUCAUACACAUACAAACUUGAGUAUCACAAGUCCUUCAUUUCAAACCUUACAACAGAUCCUACGCUAACCCUGCAGCUGCCAACACUCAGGAUUGAGAUGGGCUUCCCCAUUUAUAUAUUUGCAUGUUCUCCGUCUCUCCCAAAUCUCACACAUUUAUUUUCCCAAAUAUUGUUUUCAUUUAUUACAGUAAUAAUGAUGGUCGGUGUGAUAAUCGUAAAAUACACCUGGGCGGGUUAAAAAAACUACUCAUAGGUUUGAGGCCGCAUUCCACGAGCCACUCUGACCCACAAACGUCUGCAUACCUACUUCAGUCAGGUGGCAAAAAUGCAUCUUGAAGUUCACAGUUCAGUAGUACCCUAAAAUAUAUAUGCGACCUUUUAAAACUGCUUGGUCUUUCAGAUUGGUGGUAUUUACAGCAUUUUUGCAUUAUAGGUAGUGUGAAGUUGCUUUCACAACUUCACUACUACUUUAAGUAGGCAUACUUUGCUGUAACUAUCAAGAAUCUUUGCUAAUACCAAGCAAGUAAAAACAAAUUAAUUUCACUACAGUAAGGUCAAUAAGUGAUGUCAAGAACUGAGGAUAUAUCAACCGUUUAAUUUAUAUGAUUUUUACUGCAGAAGAUCUGGCAACGGCACUCUGCAAAAUAUGGUCAAGAAUUCAAAUGAAACAUUGGAAUGACAGAAUGUGUUGAGAGCAAUGGUUAAAAUCAAAGUGAUGCCUGCAGCCUACACAAUUUGACAUGUAAUCAUAUGCAAUAAUCCUCAAAGCUACUGUGACAUUACCAGCUGUUGAAAUUGAAACUGAUCGUAGCAAAAAAAAUUUCAUCAAAACAAUGCACUGUCAUGUGCAUGUUUUGAUGGAACUUGCUACUUGUAUGCAGGGGUCUCUGGACACAGGACUGUGGGUUGGAGGAUGUCGUACAUGUAUACUUUAUACACAAGUACUGUAGGCACAUGGACGUGUCAGGUUUCCAUCAGUGGACAGCAGUGUGUGUGUGCAUAUAUGCCUAGAAAUGUAUGUGUUUUUCUGUGCAUUUCCACUUGUUGCAACACUGACGCACACACUUUUUAAAUGCAGAUUUCAUUAGUUUGUGUUUUGUUUAGAGCUUUUUUUGAACAGUUUUGGUGAAACCAAAUGUUGAUAAAUGAAAAGUGAGGAUGAGGAAUGAUGAAGGGAGUGCAAGAAACUGACAGCACAAAACGUGCAUUUUACAUUUUUGGGGGGGGGGUUCCUUCUUUGUUAUUGAAAUGAAUGUGUCUGCACUUAUUGUCAAUGUUUAUUUUAAGUUAUGGAUGAAGAAAGGGACAUGUUGGGGGAAGGGGAAGAUGUACUCUGCCGUAUGAACAAGUUGCACCUGCAGCUCUUGGAAAUAUUAGGGAUGUGAUUUUCAGAUUUUGUCAGGUUUACAGCUCUCUUUGACAUUCAACUCCUUCUCAUUUCUUGGGACAAUUUCUUUAGAGCUGCCUUUUUGUGUUUUUCUCAUCACAUCCCUGACAUCCUGGCUGUAAAUAUGACAAUAAACUUUUUUUGGUACCUAAA
Messenger RNA from Micropterus salmoides (largemouth bass), 2874 nucleotides. It is a transcript of the gene ublcp1, whose product is annotated as ubiquitin-like domain containing CTD phosphatase 1. Bases 292 to 1275 code for a protein of 327 amino acids. Gene Ontology annotation, biological process: protein dephosphorylation. NCBI's taxonomy places the organism in Eukaryota, Metazoa, Chordata, Actinopteri, Centrarchiformes, Centrarchidae. The record is from RefSeq and is a predicted model, not a curated record. Gene Ontology annotation, cellular component: nucleus. The transcript has 11 exons. Gene Ontology annotation, molecular function: protein serine/threonine phosphatase activity; protein binding.